AUGUCCUGUUCACGGAUAGUUAGCUCUUACGGCGACAGAACGCCAAGUCAGGAACCACCUCGUCGCCAUCUUGAUGACGUCACUCUCUGGCUCUCCCAGCUGCAGGUGAUACACCGAGCGCCUUCAAAAACAGGACUUCCAGGUGCUCGGCUGCCUCUUCCCGGACCGAGCGAAGCGCCCGCGUGGCCGCCACCCGCGUCCUCCUUCCCGCAGCCCUCAGGAGACCGCGCUUGGCGGCAGUGGACCGCCAGCAGGUCCGAAGGUGGCAGUGUGGCAGAUUCCGUCCAUGGGAAACCUUCCGUGGUGUACAGAUUUUUCACAAGUCUUGGACAGGUCUAUCAGGCCUGGCUGGACAAGUCUACUCCAUACACGGCUGUGCGAUGGGUGGUGACGCUGGGCCUGAGCUUCAUCUACAUGAUCCGAGUUUACCUGCUGCCAGGUUGGUACAUCGUGACCUACGCCUUGGGAAUCCACCAUCUAAAUCUCCUUAUAGCUUUCCUUUCUCCAAAAGUGGAUCCUUCCUUAAUGGAAGAUUCAGACGAUGGCCCCUCGUUACCAACCAAACAGAAUGAGGAGUUCCAGUCCUCCAUUCGAAGUUUCCCAGAGUUUAGAUCCUGGCACGCGGUGACCAAGGGCAUCCUGGUGGCCAUGGUCUGCACCUUCUUUGAGGCAUUCAACGUCCGGGUGUUCUGGCCCAUCCUGGUGAUGUACUUCAUCAUGCUCUUCAUUAUCACGAUGAAGAGGCAAAUAAAGCACAUGAUCGAGUACCGGUACAUCCCGUUCACGCACGGCAAGAAGACACACAAAGGGAAGGAGGACACGGGCAAGACGUUUGCCAGCUAG
Molecule: messenger RNA, 843 nt
Organism: Eubalaena glacialis (North Atlantic right whale)
Lineage: Eukaryota; Metazoa; Chordata; Mammalia; Artiodactyla; Balaenidae
Product: protein RER1-like
Biological process (GO): retrograde vesicle-mediated transport, Golgi to endoplasmic reticulum; protein retention in ER lumen
Cellular component (GO): Golgi membrane
Source: RefSeq, a predicted model, not a curated record